AUGUUCAGGCUGGUGGCGGUAGCAUGUGCGUUGUUCACGUUGCGAAUGAUGACCAUUCAGGCCAGUUCCAAGUUUGAGGCCAUGGUACCGGGGUUUGAUGGUAAGAAAUUGUAAAUUUAAAAAUUUAAAUUUAAUUUAUUUUUUAAAUUAAAAUUUAAAAAAGUAAAAAAUGAGUUUUAUACAAACUAAAAUUCAUUUUUAAUAAAUUCAAUCUUAUUUUAAAUUGUUAAAAAGUUUUGUCGUCAAUUUAAAUUACUUUCUUUUGCCAAAUGCGACAAAACUUUUUAAACGGUUCAAUACACUCCAAUUGCCAUUUUUAUUUGACUACAAAAGUAAAAUACGUAGAUUCAUUUUUAUAGCUUAUAUAAUAUAAAAUUUUAAGCCAUUUCAUGCCUUUAACAGCCUGAAAAAAGUUUUGACGUUAUUUUGCAUUGCUUUACUUCUCAUUAAGCGACAAAACUUUUUUUAACACUUAUAUAAACCUUAAUCGUAUUAAAAUUUUAAUUCUUCAUCAAUAUCAGAUUUAAUCCUGUUUUAAUAUUACCUUUACAUGUCACACCAUAAAAGAAAUCACAUUAGAAUCAACAGUAUUAGGUUGUUCAAAUAGUUCUAAGCCGCCUGAACCUGAAAAUUUGGUUUAAGAUAGGGCUCAAAAUUAAUUAAACAUUUCAUUACUACUCACUUUUCAGAAGAGUUCAUGUCAGCUGAUAAUGGCCUCACCUUUGAGCAGAAGACCUUGUUUUUGGAGCUGACUUCCCUUCGAGGUCAUUAUGAAAAAGACGAUCUGAGAAAGAUUGUCAACGACGAGAAGUUAUUACUCAAAAUCAUCAAAUUCGUCAGAGAAUUAUUGGAGAAUCAUGAUGUUCCUGAUGGUGUCCUUGACUUCUUUGAUGUGGUAAGGGUAGAUUGAAAAUAAAAAUUUUUAAUUAAAAAAGCAUUGAGUCAGAGCUUCAAUUGAGUCAGAGCUUUCAAAUUGAAUAUAUUCGACUCCAGCUUUGGCUCUGGCUUCGCCUAUUUAUAAAUUUCCGCUCCGGCUGAGUCUCUAGUUCCGGUUCAGACUCUUGUUCUAGAGCCGCUCCACGACGGCUCCAAGGAUCCUUAAAGGACCAGUUCGCCCAUUGAAAUAUCAUUGCCAUUCUGUCGCAAAAAGUGUCGAAAAUCAGGCAAUUUCAAUCAAAAUUAUUUUUCUCAAAAAAUGUGAGUGGGUCGGUGUCGAAAUGAAUUUUUCAAUUGGGGACCGACCUGCUCAGGUUUUUUGCGAAGAAAAUGAACGUUGAAUUUUUGCGACAGAAUGCCAAUGAUAUUUGAAUGGUCAAACUGAUCCUUUAAUAUUAAAAUGCCACAUUUCUUAGGUUCAACCCCGCUUUUCUUUUUUUAAAAUUACCGUUUUGGCUCUGAUUUCAGCUGUAGCUCUUGAGCGAAUUGAACCCAGAGCAAUGCCGGAGGUCUUUAGUACUGAAAUUCGACAUUUUUUUGGCUUUGGCUUUAGCCCCAACUAUGGCGUUAGCUCCAGGGCUAGGGCUACUUGGCCAAGGCCGAUUCCAAGGUCUUUCAAAACUUUGAUUUUAAAAUAAUUUUUAAAUUUAAAAUCUUGCAGUACCUCGACAUAACCCACCGCCUAGAAGUGGCCUCUCAUUUCCCUCCAGAAAAGAGAGUAACUACUGUAUUCAAAGGGUUUACAAAGACAUUGGAAAAAUACAGAUUGUUAGAUAUGGAAGAGAAAGAAUACCUAAUCAACUACGAUAUUACGAUGGCCAAGCUGGAAAGUAAGUAUUUUAUUAUUAUGCAGCCUGCUAUUGACAAGUUAUACGAUAAAUGUUGUUGUUUGCUUUGUAAAGAAAGUUUUUGCCACUCUUUGUUUUGUAAAGAAAGUUCUUGCCGUUUUUUGUUUUGUAAAAAAAGUUCUUGCAAUUUUGUGAUUUGUAAAGAAAGUUUGUGUUAUUUUUUUCAAUUUCAGAGUUAUGGGCUCCAGUGAUUCUGCAAGCAAGAACAAUGUGUAGAAACCCAAUGAAUAAAGCUGUUUGCAAAGACGUAGUUUGA
Molecule: messenger RNA, 2040 nt
Organism: Bursaphelenchus okinawaensis
Lineage: Eukaryota; Metazoa; Nematoda; Chromadorea; Rhabditida; Aphelenchoididae
Source: the annotation of a GenBank genome assembly